AAACGAAGCUGCUGCAGCUGCUGUUGCCGUGCCUGAUCCGCUUCGUCUCCCGCUUCUUCUGAUCUCUCUCGCUCCGAAAGCACAAGGGAAUGGCGGCUGCUCUCUCCCUCACUGCCUCCUACUACAUCGCCUCCUCCGGCUUCCCCAUCUCUUCCUCCGCCCCGUCGCAAACCCUAAAGUACCCUUCCCAACUCUUCCCCCUCCGCUCUCUCCGCCUUGCCGCCGUCUCCCUUUCCCCUCCCGCCGCCGUAUCCCCCAAGAUCGAGGAGCUGGGUAGCAAGAUCGCGGGCCUCACUCUCGAGGAGGCCCGCGGCCUCGUCGACUACCUCCAGGACCGCCUCGGCGUCUCCGCCGCCGCCUUCGCCCCCGCCGCCGUCGCCGUCGCUCCCGGAGCCGCCGCCGAAGCGGCCCCCGCUGCCGUGGAGGAGAAGACGGAGUUCGACGUGGUCAUCGAGGGCGUCCCCAGCAACGCCAGGAUCGCCACCAUCAAGGUGGUCCGGGCGCUGACGAACCUGCCGCUCAAGGAGGCCAAGGAUUUGAUCGAGGGCCUGCCGAAGAAGUUCAAGGAGGCCGUGUCGAAGGAGGAGGCAGAGGAGGCCAAGAAGCAGCUCGAGGAAGUCGGAGCGAAGAUCUCCAUCGUGUGAACCCUGGAUUGAACAGAGGAUGCGAAGAAUUCCAUGGCUAGGGAUACAUUCAAUCAAGAGCAGUUCACUUACAAAUGGCAGCUAGAGAACCUGAAGAACUCAAUUAUCGUGAAAGUAUUUUUGUUGUUGUUGUCUUCUUCUUGCUUUCCUUUUUCUUUUUCGAGCUGGAGUUUUCCAGAUGUAUGUGUAAUGCUUUGCUUCUGGGAUCUGUUGUCAUACAACUUGAGUAUCAUAUCAGGGGUUUUUAUUCUUUGGCAGAACAAGCUGUUGCCUUUUUAAAGAAUCAUAUUCUUGCCAUGUGAAGCAUUACAACCUUUUCAUC
Messenger RNA from Musa acuminata AAA Group (dessert banana), 966 nucleotides. RefSeq names its product large ribosomal subunit protein bL12c. Gene Ontology annotation, biological process: translation. Gene Ontology annotation, molecular function: structural constituent of ribosome; mRNA binding. The transcript is spliced from 2 exons. The record is from RefSeq and is a predicted model, not a curated record. The coding region runs from base 90 to 644 and encodes 184 amino acids. Lineage: Eukaryota; Viridiplantae; Streptophyta; Magnoliopsida; Zingiberales; Musaceae. Gene Ontology annotation, cellular component: ribosome.